Messenger RNA from Sipha flava (yellow sugarcane aphid), 2170 nucleotides. RefSeq names its product serine/threonine-protein kinase grp-like. Gene Ontology annotation, biological process: protein phosphorylation; mitotic G2 DNA damage checkpoint signaling. Lineage: Eukaryota; Metazoa; Arthropoda; Insecta; Hemiptera; Aphididae. The transcript has 11 exons. The coding region runs from base 579 to 1952 and encodes 457 amino acids. The record is from RefSeq and is a predicted model, not a curated record. Gene Ontology annotation, cellular component: nucleus; site of double-strand break; cytoplasm. Gene Ontology annotation, molecular function: ATP binding; protein kinase activity.
UAUGCCUAUUAUCUUAGUCCGUGCUAUGCACAGAUAUGUACCUUAAUUGUAUGAAAGUAACCUUAAAAAAUUUAACUAUUUGAAAAAUAAUCGGGGAUAACGGAAUUUAUAUUACAUUAUCCAACCACGACCACUAAAUUUAUUGACUAUCUAUCGUCGACCACUUCCAGUAUUCAUUCAUUGAGGUCGUAUUUAUUGACUAUUACAAAUCACCGAUAGUUAAAUUAAAGUUUGCUAAUGUUACGCAAAAUGUUGUUAUGUACUGACGUAUUUAAGUGAAUACAAACGUUGCACGUGAUCAAAAUAAUUUUAUAAUCGUGUUCUAUUUGGAUGAAAAAAAUUGAAUGUUUGGUUGAUUACAAUAUUUAUACAUAAUGGUUGCCAGUGUAGCAUGUGAUCUACCGCUUACAUGUGCUCUACCUGUGAUCUAAUCAUUACUAUCCAGUUCUUUAUCAGUAAAAAAGAGACAUACCUAUCUAUAUGCUUCAGUCACAUUUAGAUCUGUAUUGUUGAAAGGUGUGGCGGAAAAGUGAACCAGAUUGUUCAUUGCUUUUUUAUAUGUUAUUUAAAAAUUUCAAAUGAGUACUGAAUUUGUAGAAGGAUGGACAAUUGCUCAAACAUUAGGCGAAGGAACAUUUGGCGAGGUAAAACUUUUGAUAAACCCAAAUACAAAUAGCACUGUAGCUAUGAAAAUAAUUGACCUUAAAAACUAUCCUGAUGCAUUAAGUAUGGUAAAAAAAGAAGCAGCUAUACAUUGCAGAUUGAAGCAUUCAAGUAUUAUCAAGUAUUUUGGUCAGCGCCAUAGCAAAGAUUAUUACUAUAUAUUCUUAGAGUAUGCAUCUGGAGGUGAACUAUUUGAUCGAAUUGAACCUGACAUUGGAAUGCCUCAGUCUGAUGCUAAAAAAUUUUUUAAAGAAUUGCUUGCUGGAGUUGAAUAUUUACAUAGCAAUGGUGUAGCCCAUAGAGACUUAAAACCAGAGAAUUUAUUAUUGGACGAGCAUGGAAAUUUAAAAAUAAGUGAUUUUGGAUUAGCAACUAUGUUUUUAUGUGCUGGAAAACGGCGGAAACUAGAAAAAAGUUGUGGAACUCGACCUUAUUUGGCUCCAGAAGUUCUUUCACAUUUACCUUAUCAAGCUGAACCAUCAGACAUUUGGUCAUGUGGUAUUAUAUUGGUUUCUAUGCUUGCUGGAGAAUUACCAUGGGAGGUGCCAUCUGAUGAUGAUGAAGAUUAUAAACUAUGGAAAACUACUGAUUAUGCUAAUCAUUCACCAUGGAGUAAAUUAGAUACUUUAGCGUUGUCUCUUGUGAGAAAAAUAUUAAUACCAACACCAUCUAAAAGAUAUGAUAUAUCAAAGAUUCGAUCUCAUCAUUGGUUCAAAAAGACAAAAACAUGUGAUGAUAAAAAAGUUGGAGUUUCUACUUGGGCUGAUAGCGAUUUUGUUGAUGCCCGUACAUGUUAUUCUCAGCCUGCUCUUGCAGCUAAUCAAUUAGCUGUAUCCGUCCCACCUGAUGAAUCUGAAAUAUAUUCAUUUUCUCAACCAACUCAGGUUGAAGAUUUGUUAUUAUCUUCUCAAUUUUCGACAUCACAAUCGGUUCCAACAACAUCUAGAAACUCAAUACAAAAAUUAGUCAAGAGAAUGACAAGAUUUAUUGUAUGUUUAUCGCCUGAAGAUGCUCUAGCAUAUUUAUCGCAGUUUCUUUAUGAUUUAGGGUAUUCUUGUAAAAUCAAUACUACUGGAUUGAUUACAAUUACUACAACAGACCAGCGCUUAGUAUUUAAAUCCAGUAUCAUUCCAAUGAAUCAUCAAACACUAAUAGACUUCAGACUUUCAAGAGGUUGUGGUUUAGAAUUUAAAAGGCAUUUUGUAGCCAUUAAAAAUGGUAUGUCUAAAAUUAUUUCUAAAGGUCCAUUAAUGUGGCCUGUAGCUAUGGCAACUAAUACUGUGCCAUAAGAUUUUAGUAGCAUUAUACAGUUAAGACUGAUGUUUUAUAGAUAUAUUUUAAAUUAUUAUUAAUAUUAUUUUCUAUGCUGUAUUUAUUUUUGUAAAAAAAAAAAAAUCAUGUUUUAUUUAAUUAUAUUGAAUUGGAUCAUGUUUAAAAAAUAAUAGAAAAUUUGACCAAUUACUUCUAGAAAUAUCGCAAAAAAUAUUUUUGAAUACAUGGUUGUGUG